Messenger RNA from Oxyura jamaicensis (ruddy duck), 2989 nucleotides. RefSeq names its product bone morphogenetic protein 10 (gene BMP10). Gene Ontology annotation, molecular function: growth factor activity; cytokine activity. The record is from RefSeq and is a predicted model, not a curated record. Gene Ontology annotation, cellular component: extracellular region. The coding region runs from base 117 to 1394 and encodes 425 amino acids. Gene Ontology annotation, biological process: BMP signaling pathway; SMAD protein signal transduction. Lineage: Eukaryota; Metazoa; Chordata; Aves; Anseriformes; Anatidae. The transcript has 2 exons.
UUGUCAUCUCCCUGUGACACAAGCGGCGUAUAACCCAGGGGAUAAAACCGCCACUUAGCCCACACGAGAGCUAGAGCUUGUUGAGUGUGGCUGGAGACUAGAGCAUAGCCGAAGCCAUGGAUUCAGUGGUCCUCCAGCUGUGGGCUGUCCUCUGUCUCUUGGUUCACCUUGCUGCUUGCAGUCCCAUCCUGAGCUUGGAGCACUCUUCCCUGGAGGAAGACGUGCCUCUUUUUGAUGAGAUCCUCUCCGAGCAGGAUGGUGUUGAUUUCAACACGCUGCUUCAGAAUAUGAAGAAUGAGUUCCUGAAGACGUUGAACCUCUCUGACAUUCCCUUGCAUGAAACGGCCAAGGUGGACCCACCAGAGUACAUGCUAGAGCUGUACAACAAGUUUGCCACUGAUAGGACAUCUAUGCCAUCCGCAAAUAUUAUUAGGAGCUUCAAAAAUGAAGAUUUGGCUUCCCACCCAAUUGGUAUUACAGGAGUUCGGAAAUACCCCCUUCUAUUCAAUGUGUCCAUCCCUCACCAUGAAGAAAUCACCAUGGCAGAGCUGAGGCUCUACACCUUGGUAGAACGGGACCAAAUGCUCUAUGAUGGGCUCGACCGAAAGGUCACAAUUUUUGAAGUGCUGGAUAAUGACCAUAUGGGGGUAGGAGAAGAAAGAAAGAUAGUGGCACUGGCAUCCAGACAGAUCUAUGGCACAAGCAGUGAGUGGGAGAGCUUUGAGGUCACCGAAGCCAUCAGGCGCUGGCGAAGGGCAGGGCUGACCACGCAUCGACUGGAAGUUCAUAUUGAGAGCAGGGAAGGGGAGGAGCAGAAUGCAGAGGGGAAGCUCGAUAUCGACAUCAACUCUGAGGCUAAGCAUGUGCCCCUGUUGAUUGUGUUCUCUGAUGACCAAAGCAAUGACAAAAAAGAGGAAAAGCAAGAACUGAAUGAAAUGAUAGACCAUGAGCAGCUCCUGGACUUGGAGAACCUGGAGGUUGGUAAUUUCCAUGGCCACCCUGGUGAAGAGGCACUGCUCCAGAUGCGUUCCAACAUCAUAUAUGACUCUACUGCCCGCAUCCGGAGGAACGCAAAAGGCAACUACUGCAAAAAGACUCCACUCUACAUAGAUUUCAAGGAGAUUGGCUGGGAUUCCUGGAUCAUCGCUCCAGCAGGAUAUGAAGCUUACGAGUGCCAUGGAGUAUGCGCCUACCCCUUGACAGAGCAUGUCACACCAACAAAACAUGCCAUUGUCCAGACUUUAGUUCACUUAAAGAAUCCCCAGAAAGCCUCCAAGGCCUGCUGCGUGCCCACCAAACUUGAUCCUAUCUCUAUUCUCUACCUAGAUGCAGGGGUGGUCACAUACAAGUUCAAAUAUGAAGGCAUGGUGGUAUCAGAGUGUGGCUGCAGAUAGUAGCAGGGAUCACAUGCACAGGGGAGUGCACAGGGGAAGUAUUUAAUGAUUCAGUCUGUAAAUUUGUACAUUUCAGAUUUCUUAUUUAAUAAGGUUAUUUAAUGAGGCAUGUACAGAUAAUUGUAUGUUUCCUGUCAUGGGGAAUUGGCAAGUCAUAUGACUGUAGGGAAUGUAUAUUUUGUUCCAUUGCUUGCUUCUUGCUGUUCUUUGCUGCCCAAAUUAUGGCCAAGUCUCUCUUCAUAUCAGAGCACAGUGCAGAUCACUGGGUUGUUUGGGUAGGCUCUUCACACCAGAAGGGGCACAUUCAAAUUCACAGGAAUAAAGGCAUAUUUUUGUACUUUGUAAAUACUGAUUGGCAUCUACAGAGUUUUCCAGAGCUGCUAAAAUUAUGGACAAUACACUCCUAAAUUUUUGUGUAAAAUUUGUGUGUAAAAUCUUUAAAAGGAUCUUUAUAUGAUCAGAUUUUUCUUUGAAAAUUUAUCUCUAUAGAUCUUACCUGAUAAAACACAGGCUUCUAAAUCACUAAGGAACAAGACUUUAGACUUUUUUCUUUUUUUCUUAAUCCUUUCUUUAAUCUUUCCCUGUCUCAGUUAAAAGUAAAAGAUAUCAUGGCAGGGAUGAUUUGGCAUUUGGAGCAAAAGGGAACCAUUCCUUUUCCCAUCUUUCUUACUAAAGCAAUGAGCCCAGGAGCAAUGCCAGGUGUCUGCAGUGCUCUGACACGCAAUGGCAAGAAAUUCCCCCUGUGCAUGUUUAUUUCAAAAGCACCCUGUGUAAAGCAGCACCGGCUUUGUUCCUUUAGCCAUGUGCUGUCCCUAAAGGGUCAGAGCUUUAGGUGGCAGACAUAAGAGCAGUAAAUCUCUUGAAUCCUUGAAAUUGUACUAGUAUAUACCAGUUAUGAAACUAGUCCCCCCACCCAGUCCAGUAAGCUACAUACAAAACAUCUAUUUAAUACAAUUCAAAUGGCCAAGUAGUAUUGCACUGUCUGCAUAGAGCUAGACAGAAAAGGAAACCCCUUUGCACCAGCUAGAUAGAGAGGAUCUUUCCUUUACGUAUGUGCUGAAUUUGUCAAUUCAUAAAGGUAUUGGCCCGUGCCCCCCCCCCCUUAAACUAUAUAUGAUGGAGUCACAUGCCAUGUUUCCUCCAGUCUUCUGCAACAAAUCCUGGUGAUAAGAAGGCGUCGGAGCUGAGAAACAAUAGACCUGUCACUUUAUUUAUACUAAGCUGCAAAUUUGUCAGAUUCUUGGGAAAGUGUAAGUGACACUGACUCUUUUAGCCUGUACCAGAGCCUACUGUACUGUCCCUGCAUCUGUUUUACACUUUUAAGGGAAAGUUAUCUUCACUGGAGGUGAUAAAGGCCUUUGAAAGAAUCACUAUAACACUUCAUGGGAAUGAACACAAAAGACAUUAUCAUGCACCAACUAAAAACAGUUUCCUGGUUUUCACACAUACCUAUUUUCACACAUACUCUUCUGUGCUUCCCAUAAUUUAUUGACCUAUUUAUUGACUGCCUGCCUUUGUAAUAUAAUGUAGAAUACAGAAUGUUUUAUUUUUGUGCUUGUAUGUAAUCCCACUUGGAUAAAAACCUUGUACCGAUA